Molecule: messenger RNA, 3189 nt
Organism: Erinaceus europaeus (western European hedgehog)
Lineage: Eukaryota; Metazoa; Chordata; Mammalia; Eulipotyphla; Erinaceidae
Gene: SNX6
Product: sorting nexin 6
Exons: 14
Coding region: 45-1265 (406 amino acids)
Biological process (GO): intracellular protein transport
Cellular component (GO): endosome
Molecular function (GO): phosphatidylinositol binding; dynactin binding
Source: RefSeq, a predicted model, not a curated record
CGGGCGCGCUGUGCGCCUGCGCCGGCCCUCGCCUUGGAGCAGCCAUGAUGGAAGGCCUGGACGACGGCCCCGACUUCCUCUCCGACGAGGACCGCGGACUUAAAGCAAUCAAUGUAGAUCUUCAGAGUGAUGCUGCCCUGCAAGUGGACAUUUCGGAUGCUCUGAGUGAGAGAGAUAAAGUGAAAUUCACUGUUCACACAAAGAGUUCAUUGCCAAAUUUUAAACAAAACGAGUUUUCUGUUGUUCGACAACAUGAAGAAUUUAUCUGGCUACAUGAUUCCUUCGUUGAAAAUGAAGACUACGCAGGUUACAUUAUUCCACCAGCACCACCACGACCUGAUUUUGAUGCUUCAAGGGAAAAACUACAGAAACUUGGAGAAGGAGAAGGAUCUAUGACAAAGGAAGAAUUCACAAAGAUGAAACAGGAACUGGAAGCUGAAUAUUUGGCAAUAUUCAAGAAGACUGUUGCAAUGCAUGAAGUUUUCCUAUGUCGUGUGGCAGCACAUCCUAUUUUGAGAAAAGAUUUAAAUUUCCAUGUCUUCUUGGAAUAUAAUCAAGAUUUGAGUGUACGAGGAAAGAAUAAAAAGGAGAAACUUGAAGAUUUCUUUAAAAACAUGGUUAAAUCAGCAGAUGGAGUAAUUGUUUCGGGAGUAAAGGAUGUAGAUGAUUUCUUUGAGCAUGAACGAACAUUCCUUUUAGAAUAUCAUAACCGAGUUAAGGAUGCAUCUGCUAAAUCUGAUAGGAUGACCCGAUCCCACAAAAGUGCUGCAGAUGAUUACAAUAGAAUUGGCUCUUCACUGUAUGCUUUAGGAACUCAGGACUCUACAGAUAUAUGCAAGUUUUUUCUCAAAGUUUCAGAACUGUUUGAUAAAACAAGAAAAAUAGAAGCACGAGUAUCUGCAGAUGAAGACCUCAAACUUUCUGACCUUUUAAAAUAUUACUUAAGAGAAUCUCAAGCUGCUAAGGAUCUCCUGUAUCGAAGAUCUAGGUCACUAGUGGACUAUGAAAAUGCUAAUAAAGCACUGGAUAAAGCAAGAGCAAAAAACAAAGAUGUUCUGCAGGCUGAAACAUCCCAACAGUUAUGUUGUCAGAAAUUUGAAAAAAUAUCUGAAUCUGCAAAACAAGAACUUAUAGAUUUUAAGACAAGAAGAGUUGCUGCGUUCAGAAAAAAUUUAGUGGAGCUGGCCGAGUUAGAACUGAAGCAUGCAAAGGGUAACCUACAAUUACUGCAGAACUGCCUGGUGGUAUUGAAUGGAGACACAUAAGCCACACUCCUCCUUUGGUCAAAAAGGGCUGCCUUCCUUGAGAUUUUAUUUUUGUUUUCUUAAUGACGUUAAGCAUUUAAUGCUCACUGGAAACAAAAGAAAAAGCUGGUAAAAGCUCAUCUACCCUCCCCCCCUUUUUUUCUUCUGAGAAACAGUGGAGCAGUACCCGCCACAGGUGCUGUCAGUCUGAGGAGACUGCACUCCUGCACGAGCUCCCUGGACACUCGUCCAUUGUCGAUCACCGUGCGCUCUUCUUCAAAAGCCCAAAGCUCCUUUGGUGGUUAUUUUACAUAGCUUCUGUAACCAUGUUUAUUUUAUGAAUACUACUCUUAUGGUUGCCAGUCUUACUUACCUUUAAUCUGUAAAGUUUAACUCUUUCAAAAUACACUAUUCAAAGGAGAUUAAAAAAAUGCUAUUACUUUUUUUUUUUAAACUUCAUAUACCACCUUACUUUAUUCAUGUAUCCUGGUAAAGAGUUGUAAUCAGACUUAUUUUUAAUUAUGAUGAUUUCUUAUAAGUUUUUGGACAGGCUUUCUGUAAUCUUUAUAAGUAUGAUCUCUGAAGAGCAAAUGCAUUAGUAUGUUUGCCUUAAACUUGUAGAUUAAACCACUAGUUAGCAAAUAAACAGUGAUAACAGUGAUACUUUUAAACUCUGUAAGUCAUUGUAUCACUUAAAAAUUUGGAGUAGCUGGGAGUCAGGUGGUAGCACAGCAGGUUAAGCGCAUGUAGCGCAAAGCGCAAGGAUCGGCUAAGGAUCCUGGUUCGAGCCCCCAGCUCCCCACCUGCAGGAGAGUUGCUUCACGGACAGUGAAGCAGGUCUGCAGGUGUCUGUCUUUCUCUCCCCCUCUGUUUUCCUCCCCUCUCUAUUUCUUUCUGUCCUAUCCAACAAUGACAUCACUAACUACAAUAAUAACUACAACAAUAAAAAACAAUGGUAACAAAAGGGAAUAAAUAUUUAAAAUUAAAAAAUUUUGUAGUAGCUAUAGUAGAUCUAUGUUGCAUAUGCCUUAUAGUAUAGGCUUCUUUUGCCCAUCUUUUUCUUUCUUCCUUUCUUGUCUCGUAAAGUGGAAUAGUGAACCAAGUUCAACAGAUUCCUUUACAAAAUAAGGAACUUCUUCUCUGUGCUCUUGGCACUUCAUAGAAGGUGGGAUUGGGCAGACAUAUUCGAGACAACUAUUGCUGAAUUACUGGUUUCCGAAAAUCCAUCCUCGAUUCAGCUACUUAACCUUGUAAUGUCAUUUGAGCCACUUGGAAGCUGUCACACCAGUGUAAAUAUUGGUCUAUAAAGAGAGAGGUCUGUCACGAGGAAUAGCACUUGGUGUGGGAAGGACUAGAUUUUUUGGUCUAAAGGUUAGUGUACAAAAGGAAUCCACCUUUCUAAUGUAAAUGGACCCUUUUUCUAGUUUAAAAUUACUUUGGAUGGUGGGAAUUUUCCACUCUCAACUUUUCUCCCACUUGGAGCCCACGGCCAUUUGUGUAGGUCACUCUUCGGUUGGGGGUCCUCAUAUUGUUGCAGUCCCCAAGCUCCUGUGGAAAAUGCCUGGUCCAGGUCUCACGACAGGUCACGAUCACUAAUUGCUUCCUCUGCAGCAUGUUCUCUUGCCUCAUUGAAAUGCUGGUUCAUGUUUCAUCUCAUUAGUGGACAUUGUUCCCCAGUGCUGUUGAGCUGUUAACUGAGCGAUCCAUAUGUUUUGUCCUUCAUGUCACCUUCACUGUUAAAUAUAUAUAUGCCCAUGUGAGACCCACUAGUGGGGAAACAUGGGAUGGAGAGCCCCAGCUUCAAUUUACCCAAAUCUACCCCUGUACUGAUUACUUUUGUGACCUCAGAUAUGGUUUGCUUAACCUCUCUGCCUCAGUUUCUCUAAAGGACCUGUUGACCUACCUCACAGGGGUGUUGUGAGGAUUAAUAAAUGUUGGUACAGUA